AAAAUAAGCCAACAACUCAUGCGUUGUGUUUUAGUUUUAUUUUGAUUGUGAAUGUGAUAAAUUAAUAUUUUAAAUUUUGUGAUUGUACUUUAAAAUUAAAAGUUGCGUAAAAUCUAUUUGUGAAGAUCCUACGCUUUAUAAAAGUGGGGCUGUCCUAUUCUGUUUUUCUAUACGAAUUGUUUCUUUCUCUGAAAAGGAGUUUUCUACACAACUUUAUUCUAGGUUGAAAGAGAAGCUAAUAACAUGAUAGAAGGAAAUAUGUUGCAUGAAUUUUCUGUAAGCAAGACUCAUGUUGGUACUAGUGGAAAACCUUAUUCUUGUAGUAUAUGUAAUAAGAGUUUUUCUCAUAAAUGUCAUUUAACUAUACAUCACCGUGUUCAUAGCGGAGAAAAACCAUAUUCUUGUAGUAUUUGCCAUAAAGAUUUUUCUCAGAAAAAUCAUUUGGAUACACACUACCUUGUUCAUGCUGGGAAAAAGCCUUUUUCUUGUAGUAUAUGUAACAGGAGUUUCACUCGAAAAUGCCAUUUAGAUAGACACUACCUUGUUCAUACUGGAGAAAAACCUUAUUCCUGUAGUAUUUGUAAUAAGAGUUACUCUCGAAAAUAUCAUCUGGAUACACAUAACCUUGUUCAUACUGGAAAUAGACCGUAUUCUUGUAGUAUAUGUUGUAAAAGUUUUUUUAGAAAAGAUCAUUUAGAUGAACACUACUUGAUUCAUACUGGUGAAAGACAAUAUUCUUGUAGUAUGUGUAAUAAGAAGUUCUCAAGGAAAACCGAAUUAACUAGACAUCACAUUGUUCAUACAGGUGAAAAGCCUUAUUCUUGUAGCAUAUGCAAUAAGAGCUUUGCAAGAAAACCUGAUUUUAGAAUGCAUCAACUUGUUCAUAUUGGAGACAAAUCUUUUUCUUGUAGUAUAUGUAAUAAGAGCUUUUCUCAGAAACAUUAUUUAACGAGGCACAAUCUUACCCAUACUGAAGAAAAACCUUUUUCUUGUAGUACAUGUAAUAAGAGUUUUGCAAUAAAAAGUUAUUUAACGAGACACAAUCUUAUCCAUACUAAAGAAAAACCUAUGUAACAUAUGCAAUAAAAGCUAUAAUUUUGGUAUGUGCAAUAAAAUUACUGAACAAAAAUUGUUUAACAAGGCAGAAUCUAAAGGCCAUACUAAAGAAAAGUUGUAUAAUGUGUAAUAAAAGUUUCGCUCUAAAACAUUUUUUGUCAAAGCCCAAUUUGAUCCAUGCUGAGGAAAAAUCUUGUUACAGUUUAUGAGCGCUGCUUAAAUGUUUUUCUGAGAAAAACAAGUAAGUUUUUAUAAAUCUAGCUGAUUCAUGUUUGUAAGCAAACAUAAUUAGAAUUAAUAACAAGUUUUUCAUGAAUUUCUCACAAGUUAUUUCAUUGAAACUAUAAAAAAUAAGUAUCUGAAUGUUUGCAAAAAUUUCUUUCUCCUAGAAAAGGUUUUAAUCAGUCCAUUUAGUACAUAUUGAAUGAAGAUAACAGUUAAGGUUAAAAAUUUGAGAUCUUCAUUUAUCUUGCCAAGAAUCACAUAACCAUUUGAGCUAUGCAAUCGUGGCAGGGAAGCGGAUAAAUUACAGACUAGAGAUGUAACGAAUAUUUGUUAUUUGGCCUUUUUUAUCGAAUGUUAGGCCAAAUAUUCCAGAUUAUGUUUUUUUUUUUUUUUUAAAGCAUUUUUUGACAAAACUUGUUUGUAAUGUGAGCAGAUUUAUUAUUCUAAAAGUCAUAUUUUUUACUAUACAUUAUUAGAGAUAGUUUUUAUACAUAUUUAUUAAGCUCUAAAACUUGCAAAUUUCUGUUCUGAAAGACACAUAGCAAAUUGAAAUUUGAAGAAUUGAAACUUAUACUUACCUUCAAGUUUUGUAAUUUCUGAUUUUUUUUAAAAAUUAUUUUCAGGCAAGUAAAUUUUUUUUUUUUUUAAAUACUUUUUGAUUUGAAAAUGAAAAACGUUUUUUGUUUUUGCUUUUUUAUUUAUAUAUUAGUAUGACAUUUUAAUGAAGCGUUUCGAAUAGAUUUUAUUCUUUUAUUGUUGCUUUUUUCCUGUACGAUAUGACAGAUAACCAGUAACAAUGAAAACUAUGAACAAUUUUUUUUCUAUAUUUCUCCUUUUUUUUCAUUAACUUUUUUUAUCAGUGUUUUUAUUAUGACAGCAUUUUUGAAAAGCGAGGUGAAAAGGUUAAAUUGAGAUUUUUGGCUUUCAAUUUUUCAUUUAAAAAUUAAAAACGAUUUUUGUUUCAGUUUUUCUCUAGCUUUUUCUUUUUUAAAAGGCUGUGUUUUUAUCGACGUUUUUAUUAUGAGGUGGCCAUUGAGAAUGUUUUGUUAGAGAAUUAGGAUCGACUUUUUUUUUUUCUUUCUUUUUUGUAUGUAAUCUUUUGUUUUUAUGGGCGAUUAUGUAAUAGCGAAAUUCUCUAUUACAUAAUCGCUCUAUUACGAAUCUUUAAUUCUCUGUAACGCGACGUUUUUAAAAGCGUUUCUGAUAGGCUAAAGUUCUUUCAACGUUUUAUGGUUACUUUUUUUUUCGAAAAAUUCUUUCAGCAUUGAAGUUUUGCUUCAAGAAUCAAGAGGAGUUUUUUCUAUUUCUCUCUUUUUUUUUCAACUCUACAACUUCAGUUUUUUUUUUAAAAAUAUAUAAAUAUAGCUGUUAGACAGUUCUUUAUUUAUCUUUAAUAUUUCUCAUGGAUAACUAUUAUAGGUUUUUUCCCUUCAGUUCAUACCAAUGAUAAAGCUAAUUUCCAGUAAUGACUAAUUUAUUUAUGUAGAAAAAAUUAAAAAAUUUAUUAUGAUUUUUUAAAAAAAAUAUUACUAAUCAGUCAUCGAAUAUUCGAUAUUCAACCAAAUCACUAUUCGUUACAUCCCUAUUAUAGACUAUGUUGUUAUACAAAUUAUUGAAUAGUUUUAACUUCCUCUUUGGAAGCCUGCUUGCAUGAACUUCUCAAAUGUUUAUUUGACUCGCUUUUACUUCCCUGUGUUGCAUUCAAUUUAUCCAAACAUAUCUUUUGUGGUGAGAAAAUUGUCAAUUGCACUGCCAAAUAAAGGUACAUAUUUGGGUUACAGGCAAAGCUAAACUUUUUUUUAAAUUUCUGAGUAAAUAAAAUAUCAGUUGAUUAAGCUACAUGUAAACAUGUUUUAUGCUUUUAUUUUAUCUGUCCCUAAUUGCCUAUUUUACCUAUAAUAUUAUGCUGUAUAACUUUCAAUCGUCUUUUGAUGUUUUAAUUGUUUAAGUAUUUUCAACCGAGUUUCACGUCACUUUUUUAUUUAUCAUAGCUUUUUUUUUCUGAAGUAACAGGGUUUGCAAGAGUCGACCCUCCCCCUUUUUUUUAAAUGGUAAUGAUUUUUGAAAUCUGUAACUAAAUUUGUAUCCUUCCAAAAACCAUUUAAUAUUUCGGUAGUUUUUAUGAAAUUAUUUUGUUAUAUGGAAUAACAAUGAGUAAAUAUUGGAAAAUCAAAAAAAUUUUGUGUUUUUCGAUAGCAAUAAAUUAGAGAAAAUACGAAAAAGAUAUGUGUUUGUAAAUAAUGCAUAUGUAUUUCUUAUCAACUUUCAAAAUAACUAAAUUCUAGAAUAAAGAAUUGUUUCCCUGA
Parasteatoda tepidariorum (common house spider) is the source of this 3587-nucleotide messenger RNA. Its product is annotated as zinc finger protein 300. The record is from RefSeq and is a predicted model, not a curated record. Lineage: Eukaryota; Metazoa; Arthropoda; Arachnida; Araneae; Theridiidae.